Bombus huntii is the source of this 2506-nucleotide messenger RNA. RefSeq lists its product as uncharacterized. The transcript has 2 exons. The record is from RefSeq and is a predicted model, not a curated record. NCBI's taxonomy places the organism in Eukaryota, Metazoa, Arthropoda, Insecta, Hymenoptera, Apidae. Bases 1271 to 2497 code for a protein of 408 amino acids.
ACAUACACAAUAAUAUCAUUUCAAUUUAUUUCCCUUCAGAUUAAAUUCAAACUCAACAACAAAAAAAAAUUUUUCAGUAAACUUUAAAUUUAAAAUUUGAUCGAUGUCAAUAAACUAAUACGUAACAUAACGUAUUAUGUUAUGUAAUUUGGUGGCAGCGGUGGGAUACGCUCCACAGAGGAUUAAAGUUGUCACGCUUGUCAAUAAAAUAUAUAUAUUUAAGAAACAAUGGCGACUGAAUUGGAAUCGUUGGACGAAGAAAUGGUUUUGACAUUGUCGGAAAAACUCAAAGCAUGGGAUGCGAACUUUCGCGAUAUGAGUGCAAAACUCGCCGAACUACAAAACGGCAUGUUCGAACUUAAAACAAAACAGGAACCUAAAACACCCGUAUUGCCGCCGACAACACAAAAAGAGACGGUCCAGCCGAGUGGACAUACCCAGCCAAUUAAGCUAAAAGACGCGAUCGAAUCGGUGCCAGCGUUCGACGGAUAUCGACCAUCGGUAUUCCACCUUUUAAGAGCUUGUGAGCGCGCGCAAAAUAUGAUUCCCAGAUAUCAAGAACCUCAAUUAGUAAAAUUGUUAGUAAAUAAGCUCCGUGGACACGCGUUCCUCGCCAUCGAAGACACAGAAUUAAUGAGUCUAAAUGAUUUCGGAAAUAAAUUAAAGGAUCUACUCGGCCCAAAAAAUCUCUCAACGAAUAUAAAGGGGAAUUAGGAACGAUAUUUCAACGACCCGGGAAAGACAUAUUAGAUUAUAUGGAUCGCGUUAGAAAUCUUAGAUUGGCAAUAAUGGACGGAGAAAGAGGCGACUACGGCAUCAUAUCCCCCGAUAUCUAAGAUACCAUAGAUUGGGAAACGAGAGAAGCUUUCGUUAAAGGACUUCCGAACGAAGUAUAUGUGCGAGUAAAAAUAGCAGGGUACCACACUUUAGAAGAUGCGUAUCGUCAAGCCGUCAAAGCAACACACGAACUGAGACGAAUAACCGAUAGAACGCGACCCCAACGACCGACACCCUCGAACUAUUACAGACGCGACAACGUACGCCCUUCGAACACUAACAACAAUAUCAGGAACAACCGCCAAGAUCGAAGAUCGGUACCUCCAUCGCAGAAUUUUUCGAAUACUACAAGACAAAAUAUCACAUGUAAUUAUUGUAAAAUACCCGGGCAUUUAGUCAAAGAUUGUUACAAAUUUAAAGCCCGAGUAGAUGCCGGAUUAAUCGUACCCUAUACUUCGAGACCAUCGGGAAACCAAACGCGUCCUUCGGGAGAAUGGGGCGAGCCACGAAGGAACGAUACGCCGAAUCGCCCAAGAGUACAGGCGGCAACCAGGCGACCGGCGCCGACGGCAACAAACGGAAUAAGGGCUGCCACCCCCGCGAGAUCGACUCCACCACCCAUAACGAGAGACCGAGCGAACGCAAUGCCGACCGUAAGACCGAACGAACAACCAUUAAAUACUGUGGGGGAGUUAUCCCACAACCAAACGAGGUCACAAACAGAGAAUCCGGAAUCUCAAGAAAAAAGGGAAAGAGUGAAGCACAAACAACCGGUGAAGGAAAAUCACCAGGAGUUGAAUUCAGAUUCGGAAGGCGACCUCUCCGAAUUAUUUCAGUAAAAUUUAAUGAUUCCCCAACGACCCCAACUGCACGAAUAGUUUCCCCAGAUCUAAAAACUAAGACGAGUUCAUUAUUAGACUCUGGAUCGGAAAUUAAUAUUAUCAAAAAACCUGCUUUACCCGAUUCAGCCAUCAUCGACGAAAAGGAAUCAAUCGUAGUGCGAGGAAUUACGGCAACGAGCUUGGUCUCCCUAGGGCAGACGGUAAUACAGGUUGCGGGCCAUCCGGUUAUUUUUCAUGUAGUCGAUGAUUCAUUGCUAAUCUAUCAAGACCGAAUCCCAGGAUCCGAAUUUUUUGCAGGUUGUAAAGCUCGUUUAGAUUAUGAGGAAAAACAUAUUAAAUGGGGAAAUAUUUAUAUACCCUUCGAUACUAAAGAAAAAAUAAUUAUACCGAAGCGAAGUUCAGUAACGUGUUCAAUUAAUGUCGCAAAUCCAGAGAUAAAAGAGGGAUUUAUUCCGAGAAUUGAGCCGAUCAAAGGAAUUUAUUUUGGAAAUGCAGUUGUGAGGAAUCAUAAAGGAAAAGGUUACAUAAGAGUAAUAAAUACUACUUCAAGAAAUUACGAAUUUACAACACCGACGAUGGUAAUUAAGGAAUUCGAAAACCCCUCCCCGCUUCCUAGGACAGCGUGUAAUACAGUUUUAAAAUCGAAGGAAAGUAGAUACGAUAAAAUAAUUGAGUUACUACGACUCGAACACUUGAACGAAGAAAAAAAGGAAAAUGUUAAAAAGUUGAUUCGUAAUAAUCAAGAUAGGUUUCAUAUUCCAGGAGAUACAUUGGAAGCAACCGAAGUUCUGGAACAUAGGAUAAUCACGACGGACAAUAUACCCAUCAAUACUAAACAGUAUCGAUAUCCGCCAAUACAUCGAGAAGAAAUAAAUUGACAGGUCCAA